This is a messenger RNA of Trematomus bernacchii (emerald rockcod), 1218 nucleotides long. Its product is annotated as zona pellucida sperm-binding protein 3-like. The record is from RefSeq and is a predicted model, not a curated record. Gene Ontology annotation, cellular component: extracellular matrix. The transcript is spliced from 10 exons. NCBI's taxonomy places the organism in Eukaryota, Metazoa, Chordata, Actinopteri, Perciformes, Nototheniidae. Gene Ontology annotation, molecular function: acrosin binding. Bases 110 to 1096 code for a protein of 328 amino acids. Gene Ontology annotation, biological process: positive regulation of acrosome reaction; binding of sperm to zona pellucida; egg coat formation.
CUCCCCAUGCUGUAAUCAGUGUGCUAGCUGCUGCAGCUGGGACUGUUGACAGGCACCAGGUGAAAGACGUUAUCUUGAUUAAUGCCUCUCAGGAACAAGGUAUAAGAACAUGCACUGUGUCAGUAGCAAGCAUUCAGUCAUGAUGGUUUCAUUUUGUCAAGGUGCACUGCUUCUGAGCCUGGCAGCUGCCAUGGCGGUAUAUGCAGACAUGAAAGUGGACUGUGGGCCAGAUUUUGUGACGCUGAUGUGGACAGAAAGCCGACCCCAGGCCGACACGUCGCUUCUCCGUCUGGGUAGCUGUUUCCCAACCAGCUUCUCAGCAGGAGAGGCCUACUUCUAUGUGGAUCUCACUGACUGUAACUUUAGGAGACUGGUCACCGGGGAUGCACUGGUGUACAGCAAUGAUCUGACCUAUGUUGCUUCUGCAGAUUCUUACAAUUUGGCCUUCACUCACCCAGUUGUCUGUGCAUAUGAGAGGCCCAAAGACUGGUAUGCUGCGAUCUAUGACCCGGUGUUUAAAACCUACAGUCUAGGAGAUCUGCAGUUUAACAUUGGCCUUAUGAAUGACGACUUCUCAGGCCCUGCUGAAUCUACACGCUUUCCUCUGGGCUCCAUCAUCCCCAUCAUGGCGAGUGUGGUGCAGGAGACCCAUCAGCCCUUGCUGCUGCUUCUUGAGGAAUGUGUAGCAGCUACCACACCAGAGCUGUACCCUGAAAGCACCAUGUACCCUAUAAUCUCCAAUAAAGGAUGUCUUUUGGAAAGUGUGUCAUCACGAUCAAAGUUCGAACCAAGGCAAAAGUCAUCGGAGAUCCGCCUAUCACUUCAGACCUUUACGUUUGCUAUGGGAGAAGAGGUCUUUAUCCACUGCAAACUUUUGGCUUGGGAUCCCAAUGGUCUUGACAGCACUAAGAAAGCCUGCCACUUUGUCAAAGGGCAUGGUUGGGAGUUGCUGGACAACUUGGCCCAGAGCAAUCUUUGUGACUGCUGUGAAUCGAAAUGCAAGUCAAGGAGGCAGAGGAGUGUUGCGUCAGAGAAACAUGGAAUGGUACAAAAAGCAGUCAUUGGGCCAUUUACCAUUACAGAUGUGAAUUCCUGAAGGAAUGGAUCCAUUUAGCCGACUGGUUUCUUCAAUCUGAAUUUGUUUUUUUAUUCUUGGUUCUCUUUGCAUUUCAGAUUGUAUGUGGCCAAUAAAAAAAAAAAUGUUUCCGAACUACUUAA